GCCGUUUCUUGUUGUCAAUAUCAUUCAUUAAUGAUGGAUUUUCGAGGGAUUUUCAUUGGAUUGGAUCAUGGAAGUUGAAGCAGUGUUGUGAAAAAAAUUGGAAAAAAAAACAAAUUUGAAGUCUAAACUCUGUCAUUCUAUACUCUAGACUCUGGCUUUGACUUUGAUUGGUGAAAUGAAUGCUGUUCUCGUUCUGUCUGCUCGCUCUGCCCCACAGAGUACUUUCUAUAUAUAAUCUCUGCCCUCAUGAGAAUAAUAGAAGCAACUCUAAUUAAUAAUUAAUAGUGUAAGCAAGAACAAAAGGUGGCCACAGGUUCUUUUACUGGGAAAGGCAAUAAUUUAAAUGUACCUACUUAGUAUCAAAGCUUAAAUGAAUAAUAACAGUGCAAAGAAACUCUGGUAUGGGCAGGUAUGGACUGAAGGAUGUCAGAGAUGGAACAACUUAUGAAUUCAACACAACAUCAUGUGCCAAAGGUGAUGAAGGGGUAGAUGAAGUUGAUAAUGUGAUGAGCAAAUUUUCUAAACCAUCUUCACCAUUAAGGGUGAACAAUAAAAGUCCACCUAGAAGAAAUUCUUUAAGUUUCGAAACUAGACUUGAUCCUGCAGUUUCUGAUGAUGAGUCAGACAUCAGUGGUGAGUUUGGAAACUGGUCUGUACACAGCGAUGUAAACAAUCAUUCCUGGAAUCAGAGAAUACCGGAAAAUACAAGAAAUACAUAUAGUCAUGAAGAUAAUUCACCUCGAAUACCUACGCCAAAGGAUGGUCAAGAAAAAUCACAAAACGGAAAGAAAUCUUCAAAGUCCGUUUUAUUUUUUCCCGCCGCAGCAUUAAUUACUAUUUUAGCGACAUUAUAUAGUGAUUUACUAGUUAAAAGUCAACAAAGAAACAGUAUUAUUUAUGAUGAGUCUGGAUUCCAUACUGAUCUCAGUGAUUUGGGGAGAAAAUAUAAAGUCACAGAUAACACUAUACUACAAGUGCAAACUGGUAUCUCAACUAUUUACAAGAGGCAAGAUGCUGGCUCUUUCGUAUUUGCAUACAAUAGCAAUUCUGAUCAAUAUGAUCCAGUGCAGUUCAAUAAGUUUAUGAACGAGAUAGCUGCCAGUACCGCCAGAUAUUUACGUAAUGAUAGUAAAUCAGUCACACACAUAGUUUUAGAUAGCUCAGCUUUUGAUAUGGAGUCGCACAGCGAGCUAAUCAAUAAGUACAAAGAUGACAUCGACAAAUCCGGAGUCAUGCUUGUGAAGGAACUUGACAUGGUGCCCUCAAAACUUGCCAUGGCUUUCCAUUAUUAUUGUGAUGAAUACAAUCCGCUGGUCAAAAGGAGUGCAAUAUUUUUUACAUUGAACAUGGCAAAGUGCACUGAAACAACAUCAGGUUUAACAUCCAUAUUUUCUCAGAUUGAAAAAUGUCUGAAGAAAAAAUGGAAUGGAGGUGUUCCUCAGGACAACAUAGGACCUCUACUAACAAGAGUCGUAGCCAGUGUCGUCGAUAUCACUCGUAUUUAAUAUUACGUAAAUAUAAUAAUUAUGAUCAGAUUUUAAAAAAUCAUUACAAAUUUACAAUGUUUACAAUUUAUUAAUUUUAUUAAUUACCAUAUUUAUGUAAUAGCUGUUGCUCGCGGCUCCGCCCGCAAAAAGUAGCCUAUUAACAAUUUGGAAUAGAUAUAAUCCAGUGGCCCUAAGCCAAACAUAGGCUAAUACGGGCGAAACUGCCAGCAACAGCUGGUAAUUUUAUACUGAUGUGAUAAUAUGCGAACAUGGCAUCAGCUCCUAGAAUUUUUUACUCAUAUAUAUAUAGUGUAGUGUGGAUUAUGUAGAAGUAAAAUGUCAACAUUAAUAAAGUCUAUAAUUUUUUA
Messenger RNA from Plodia interpunctella (Indianmeal moth), 1855 nucleotides. It is a transcript of the gene TORIP, whose product is annotated as Torsin interacting protein. The record is from RefSeq and is a predicted model, not a curated record. Gene Ontology annotation, cellular component: membrane. Gene Ontology annotation, molecular function: ATPase activator activity. The coding region runs from base 402 to 1505 and encodes 367 amino acids. Lineage: Eukaryota; Metazoa; Arthropoda; Insecta; Lepidoptera; Pyralidae. The transcript has 7 exons. Gene Ontology annotation, biological process: membrane organization.